Molecule: messenger RNA, 1509 nt
Organism: Sodiomyces alkalinus F11
Lineage: Eukaryota; Fungi; Ascomycota; Sordariomycetes; Glomerellales; Plectosphaerellaceae
Product: aminotransferase class-V
Exons: 1
Coding region: 1-1509 (502 amino acids)
Source: RefSeq, a predicted model, not a curated record
AUGGAUAUCCUCGACUCGUACCCCGAGUACAAGGACACUAGCGUCCUCGACACCCUCCGCGUCACGGAAUACGGCUACCUAGACCAAGACCAACAGGUCUACCUCGACUACACCGGCGCAGGGCUCGCAGCGAGAUCGCAAUAUCAAGCACACGAGAACCGGCUUGCCAACGGCGCCUUUGGAAACCCACACUCGGCCAACCCGACGAGCGAAGCCGCCACGUCCCUCGUCGAACGUACCAGAACCCGGAUCCUCGAACACCUCAACGCUUCGCCGGAAGAAUACGCCGUCGUCUUCACGGCCAACGCCACAGGCGCCGCCCGUCUCGUGGCCGAAUCGUACCCGUUCCGACGUCGCGCGCGGCUGGUCCUGACGCUGGACAACCACAACUCUGUCAACGGCGUGAGGGAGUUUGCUCACCGCCGCGGCGCCAAAGUGGUCUACGUCAACACGCAGGCGCCGGAACUGCGGGUGGAUGAAGAGGACGUCAUCGCGGCGCUCCGGGACCCCCACAGACGACGGAGGGGACAGAGCUGGAGGCGCUGCCUCAACAUGAAGACCAAGGAUCGUGGAGCGGGCGCGCAAGAGACGAGGAGAAACGGGCUGUUCGCGUUUCCGGCGCAGAGCAAUUUCAGCGGCGUCCGGCAUCCGUUGUCGUGGGUGCCGCUUGCGCAGGGGCGGGGGUACGACGUGCUCCUGGACGCGGCGGCGUUCCUCCCCACGGCGAAGCUGGACCUGUCUGCGGUGCAACCCGAGUUUGUGGUGAUGAGCUGGUACAAGGUGAUGGGCUACCCUACGGGGGUGGGGUGCCUGGUGGCGCGACGGGAUGCGCUGGCGCGUCUCGCGCGGCCGUGGUUCUCGGGCGGGACGGUGCGGAUGGCGACGGUGGGGAAGGGGAUGGAGUGGCACGUCAUGGCGGGGGACGAGGCGGCGUUCGAGGACGGCACGGUGAAUUUCCUCUCGAUCCCGGACGUCGCUGUCGGGUUGGAUUUCCUGGCGGGGGUCGUGGGGAUGGACGUGAUCGCGACGAGGGUGCGAUGCCUCACGGGAUGGUUCUUGGAGCGGCUGGACCGGCUGGCGCACAGCGACGGGUCGCGCAUGGCGAGGCUCUACGGGCCUACGGACGUCGAGGCCCGCGGGGGCACGGUGUGUUUCAACCUGCUGGAUGCGCGCGGGCGGGUUGUCGACGACAGGCUCGUGGCGACCGAGUCGGCGGCGGCGGGGAUCUCGUUGCGGACGGGGUGUUUCUGCAACCCGGGCGGGGGGGAGGCGGCGUUCGGGAUCGACGAGGAGGCGGUGCGUCGCGUGCGGGCUUCCGGGGAGUGGUUGUUGCUCCAGCAGGAGAGGGGCAUCUCGCUGCCUUUUAUGCCGAUACUAGGGGCGGUGCGGGUUUCGUUCGGGGUGGCGUCGACGACGAGGGACGUUGAUCGGUUCUUCGACUUUGUGGAGACGACGUAUCGGGAUCGAGUGACGACUGCCGAGGGGCUGCCGCCGCGGCAGGGCUGCUGA